Molecule: messenger RNA, 1783 nt
Organism: Terrapene triunguis (Three-toed box turtle)
Lineage: Eukaryota; Metazoa; Chordata; Testudines; Emydidae
Gene: F11R
Product: F11 receptor
Exons: 6
Biological process (GO): intestinal absorption; regulation of membrane permeability; establishment of endothelial intestinal barrier
Cellular component (GO): bicellular tight junction
Source: RefSeq, a predicted model, not a curated record
UGCCUCCUUCCAAGCCCGUUCCCAAGGUGCCCACCUCGGUGACAAUCGGCAACAAAGCUGUGCUGACGUGCACGGAAACAGAUGGCUCUCCACCCCCUACCUUCCAGUGGUACAGGGACAACAUCCUGAUGCCCUCCAACCCCAAGAUCAGUGAGAAAUUCAGGAACUCCUCCUACACGAUCGACCCCAAGACAGGAGUGCUGACGAUUGAGCCCGUAACCAGCUUCGACACGGGGGAUUAUUUUUGCGAGGCUCAGAACAACGUCGGGACCGCUCAGAAAUCGGAAGCCAUCCACUUGGAAGCUACUGAAGUCAACGUGGGCGGUAUUGUGGCAGCUGUGGUCGUGCUGCUAAUCGUGCUGGCACUGGUUGCCUUCGGCAUCUGGUUCGCCUACAGUCGUGGCUUUUUCAGCAAGAGAACAGGCAGCACCAAUAAGCAAGUUAUCUACAGCCAGCCGUCCAACCGGAGUGACGGAGAAUUCAAACAGACCUCGUCCUUCCUGGUGUGACAUUGGCCCUGGAUUGGCUCCCCCUCUCCUGCCGACGUCCUGCCCCUUGCCCCAUGAACUGCUGUAAAUGUUCCGUGUGAAUUACUGUAACUCACUGCGAUUUUAACUAUUUUUUUUUUUUAAGUUUCACCUAAUGCCUUUUUAGUCCUGUUCUAGACUCUCCUUGUCCCCUAGAGUCGUGGGGCUGGAGUCUUGCCCGCUGCGCUACAGGUGACUUUGCAUAAACCAAUCUUAUUUUCCUAAGAGCGACAGGCGACAAACCCAGCUGCUGAACACACCCAGCGGAGGGGCCCCCCUGCCACUUGCUGGCGUUGCAGAUUGCUCACCCUGCUUUGGGGAUGUCCGCUAGCACCGGGCUUCCCCAAGGAGGGUGAAAUUCAGCCCGUGCGACAGGCCAGCGUGAGGCCUUGCAGCACUGUAGUGCCACGUAAGCCUAUCGGAGGGUUUGAUGCUGCCAGAAGUGGCAGGCUGGGGAGCCCUGGUUAUGCUAGAGCACUGAAUGUAGGGAACACAAGUAUAUUUUUGUGACUGUAGAAGAUUGUUGCGUGGUGUCCCCAUCCCUGCCCCCACCGUCACUGCUGUACGAGUGUGUCAGGAUGUCAUCUUUGUGGUGUCGGAACAGGUUGAAUACUACAUCUCCCUGGAGCAGGAGGUGAUCGGUGAGAAGGGAUUAGGGGCAGAGCAAUGAGAUCUAAGGGGACUUGCUCACCUCUCCCUUGGUCUGUGAUUUGGUUGUGAGGCAGCAGAGAGAAAAUCCAGUCCAGGAGAAAUCAAGAACUUCUUCCCACUGAUUUACGGCCCUGCUUGAGCUCUGUUUCAGCCCAGUUUGACAGGGCCAGGAGAGCCUUCCAGAACAGCUUGGUUCUGUCUGGCGUUUUUGGGCCAAACCUUGAUUGAAACCAGGUUGGCUGGCACGGCGUGGAGAUGGAGUUCACACCCUGCCGUGGGCCAUAUCCGAAAGGUGCAGGGGGCCGCGGUGAGGCCUAGCGAUGCUCUGCAGGCUCUUGCUGUUCAGAGUUGUGGGGUGGAUUUGGCUUUCUCGAGGGAGAAGUUCUGGGCCCUUCCUCAAGGCAGGCGCUCGUAAAGGCUUGGCGUUGAGUCGCCUUGUGCUGCUUCACCCUGCACUCCCCACAGCGACGCCGGUGCACCCAACUCUGGCUGGUGUGGCCAAGUGGCUGCUCGUGCUUGGGAAUGAAGAGGCAAUCAGGUUUCACAUUGUUAGUUCUUGGGUAGCACUUUGCAUGGAAGAUGCUCUACCGGGCAAACAGCUGUUC